UCCCAAGGCACAAAAAUGUCAGCCUCGCUCCUCCUCCUCACUCUCUGUCUCCCCUCAACCCUCUUCUGUCUCUCUUCUUCUUCUUCCACAUCACCACCACCACUUCGCCUCCACAAAUCAAUCCCACGCGCCGCCCACCACUCUCGCGAGUACAUCGAGCUCGCCCGUCCACUGCCGUCCGAUCAUCUCACUCCGUCAUGCACUCUCCGCGUCCUCCACCACCUCUUCGCCGACACCAUUGGCCGCCCGCCGGUCUCCACCCCUUACUCCCCGCCGUUGAAUUGCUCCUCGUCCUGGUCCCACGUCGUCCUCGAGCUGCGCGCCUCCUCCUCCGGCGACCAGUACGACCGCAUCGCCGGGGUCUGGCUCGGCGCCGCCGAGAUCCUCCGCACCAGCACCGCGGAGCCCACCUCCAACGGCGUCUUCUGGAAGGUUCGGAAGGACAUCACCAGGUACGAAUCCCUCCUCAGGCGGACGGAUCUGGCGAUAACGGUCAUGCUCGAGAACAUAGUCAAUGACGAACUCACCGGAGUUUACGACAUUACGCUCACUCUGUUGUAUUACAAAGGUAACUCGAUUAAUCUUCCGUCGUCAAGUGAAUUAAGUAGAAAAUUAGUGUUUAGGAAGGAUUACAGGGAUAUGGGCUUAGUCAAUGAACAGGGAACAUUAGGAUUUGAAGAUAAAUUGGGGGAAAACCCAGCGAUUAGAUACAAAGAAGGAGUAGAUAGUGUAAAUGAACAAAGGAACUCAAAGUACUUGUAUGAAACCCCGGCAGAUUUGAUACUUCCCAUAUCCAACGACGGCCUCGGGGAAGGGUUUUGGUUCAGAAUUGAGAGUGAAUCAGGGGUUCAAUCUACCAAGGUUAAUAUUCCUAGGAAUACACUGAAGGCUGUUCUUGAGGUUUAUGUAUCAUUUCAUGGAAAUGAUGAAUUUUGGUACUCAAACCCGCCUGAUUCAUACAUAAGGGUGAACAAUAUGAGCACUGGAAGAGGCCAUGGAGCUUAUAGGGAGGUGUUUGUGACCAUAGAUGGCAGGUUCGUCGGGUCAGUUGUUCCAUUUCCGGUUAUAUUCACCGGAGGAAUCAAUCCGUUGUUUUGGGAACCGGUUGUGGCGAUCGGUGCUUUUAACCUGCCUUGCUAUGAUUUCGAUUUGACUCCCUUUUUGGGGCUUAUUGUGGAUGGGAAGACUCAUUUAUUGGGCCUUGGAGUGGCUGAUAGCGUUCCGUUUUGGCUUGUCGAUGCGAAUUUGCACCUAUGGUUUGAUCAUGGCUCGUCGAGAAUCGAGGCUAAAGUUGUUAGUAGCCAUUCUCCAGCUCUUUUGAUAGAACGCACCUCAAAAUUUGUACAACUUGAUGGAUCAUUCACCAUAGUAGCGAGGAGGAAGAGUCGAUUCUCGGGGUGGGUGAAAUCAAGUGCAGGCAAUUUGACUACUUAUGUCUCGCAGGGUUUCAGGUUCAAGAACUCGAUAAAGUUUGCUCAGAAUGGUACUUACAAAUUGGUGAAACAGAAAGUCAAUACAAAAACUAUAACGAGAGUAGUAUCUGAGAUGGGUGGUUUGAUCAAUCGGGUAAUCGUCCGGAGGAAAUACCCUCUCAGACUGAUAACCAACUCAACUCUUUCUGGAUCAAAAAGCAGUGAUUAUAAGAUGCUGACUAAUGUUUCUCAUGCAAUGAGAGAGAAAUUUUCCCAUGGACAUUUUUCAAGCUCUUUAUACAACAAUCAAAUUUCUGGGGGAUGGAUGGUGGUCAAGGGCCACUCUGUUCGUUCUGGAUUUGCCAUGACUAACCAAACUUUCACUUCGAAGGAUGAAUUUGGUUGCUACUCCCGGGUUGUUGCAGCUACCCGUGGCAAGCUCAUCGGCGACAAUACCACCUUUAGUUGUACGUCAUCCUUUUAGGGUCAAAUCAAGUUGUCUCUGCCAGUGCAAGAUCACCCUCUUUUCUUCUUCUUUUUUUUUUUUUUUUGUAAUAACAGCCAUAGAUUUGUAUAAAUCCAGCAGCCUGGGGGUAGGGAUUUAAACCAGUCUCACACUGAGCCCGGCAGGAUGGCGCAGCCUGCAUAAUAGUACUUUCUCCAAAGUACUCGGUGUUAAUAUUUCUAACAUAAUGAAUAAUCCUUGUGCUUCUAAGAGUA
Diospyros lotus (date-plum) is the source of this 2132-nucleotide messenger RNA. RefSeq names its product peptide-N4-(N-acetyl-beta-glucosaminyl)asparagine amidase A. The record is from RefSeq and is a predicted model, not a curated record. Lineage: Eukaryota; Viridiplantae; Streptophyta; Magnoliopsida; Ericales; Ebenaceae. Bases 16 to 1896 code for a protein of 626 amino acids. Gene Ontology annotation, cellular component: vacuole. The transcript has a single exon.